This is a messenger RNA of Styela clava, 3195 nucleotides long. RefSeq lists its product as uncharacterized. The record is from RefSeq and is a predicted model, not a curated record. NCBI's taxonomy places the organism in Eukaryota, Metazoa, Chordata, Ascidiacea, Stolidobranchia, Styelidae.
AUGUUUGCCUUUGUGUUGACAGCAUUAGGUAAAUAUCUUGCUGUAUGACGAGUUCUGCUCUUGAAGGAAAGGGAUUUACGUAUAACCUCCAGUGUUGAAAGAUACCUCACGCUGAGAUUAAUCGUUUGGAAAAUCUACCGUAUGUAAAGGACUAUUACAAAAGAUGGCUGCCAGCUCUGCGAUACCGGCACUAGUUUGUAUUUGGAUGUGCGUAAUAUUUUUGAUAACGACAGGAGUAUGGACAUGUUAUGCAUUCGAGGAACAAAAAAUACAUUUAUAUGACAAUGUAAUAUUACCGAAAGCAAGCAAAUCUGCAACAUUUGUGGUUACUGGUAAUUUUAGCCAAACUGCGCUUGACUUCAAAGGUAGCGACCGCGCGUCUAACGUCGCUUUAUCACCACAAAUUGACCACUUCAAGGACUUUCAUCAAGGCCCCGAUUCCACGUUAAUAUUCCGUGAAAUGAAAAACUUUCCAUCUAUUCAACACUAUUCCAAUCCCAAACCUAAACGAGUUGAAGUGGAGCCGGCGAUUUCACGGCCUUUUGGAAUUGUGAAGAGCGAAAAAUCCUUUUCGUCAAACGCAGUACGUAAGCAGAGUAAAGAACGGUACGAAAAUAUUUGGCUACAGCAUACACCGGAAGUGGCCCUCAAUCAUAAAAUGUCGAGGUCACGUGGUCGACCUAAAAAUCUACAAGGGAAAUUGCCACAUGAGAUAACGAAACGAUCGAUUCCGAACGAGCUUUCCGAAAAUACAAUGGGCGAGCGGAUUACUCGUGGACAUCGGAUACCAAAAAUGCGAAUUGCCGGGUCAAAAACGUCGAAAUAUGGGCCAAAAUCCACCCAGUAUUGCCCCGCUUUACCUGUUUCAACGCGGAACAUUGUUCGUUGUUCAAAUGGAAGAAAAGUUGGCUCAAAAUGCUCUCUAAGUUGCGCAUCUGGGUUCGUUAUCGCUGGAAAGCGUAAAACCCGAAAGUGCCGUACCCGGCGUUACAGACGUAAACGAAGAAAACAUUUUUAUCACCACAGCAUUCCAUAUUGGACGGGAAAGCAGCAAGAUUUUCAAUGUGUUCCUGUAUGCAAGCAUCUCAAUGUUCCAUUACAUGGAGAUCGUACAUGCAAAAUGAUUGAUUUACCAAGAGGAAGAGCUCUUCGUUGUACCACUCAAUGUGACAAUGGAUAUAAACUUGUUGGCAGUUCGUACAACACUUGCAUGGAAAAGGGAAUUUGGUCGGGCCAGCCUGCUGUUUGCAAAGCGGCGUCAACUCGCCAGACACAGAAGAUUCGGUUUAAAUUCCGGGAACAUCAAACACUACCUUGCGGAGAAGUCUACGGCCUCGCAUCCUUCCGUAAAAAUGGAGUCGUCUAUCUAGUUGCUGGCGACAAGAGUGGAAACGAAGUCAAAAUAUUUCGAUGGGGAGACGAAGGCUUCGUCGACACUCCUUUUCAGACUUUCCACUAUUCAUCACCUGAAAUCGUCGAAAUUCUUACUGCCCCAGACGGUAGAGUUUGGUUGAUGGUCGGAGGUGCUGGACCGGUUACCAUGUUCAGACUCGGCGAAGAUAAUAGAUUCAGACGUUCACACACAACGCAAUUGUUUGACCAAACAAGACACGGCGACACGAUUGGCUUCGCCGAAUUGCAAGGAGAAUUUUAUAGAUGCUACGGUAGAAAUAGAAGAGAAACUCCUGUGAUUGUUGUUCAUAAACUUCAAGAUAAGCCAACACCUGGUGGUGGCGACGUCUUCCGACGUAUUAUGAGGAAAAAGUUACCCGGAGAAAGAGUCCACCAGUGUUCUAUGUAUACAGAGGGUAAUUCUCUUUAUACAGUCGCCACUCUCAAUAAACCAGAUGGACAGGGUCGUAUCAUGAUUGGACAUUUGACCAGAAACAGAAUGAAAAUCGUUGAUGUAAUUUCAGGGAAACAACUGAAAGAAGUUUCAGACAGUUUUGGAUUCACCAUAGAUGGUGGUCGUUACAUCGCAGUGUCACAGUCGACGGAAAAUGGAAAAUGUCUUAUUUAUAAGCGACAAUGGCGCAAUUCAAAGCCAGUCGAAACUGGUUAAGGCUUCUCAUACAAAGUGACGCAUAGUGACGUUAACUUACGCAUGAUUUACGCAGGAGUUUGCGUGGCCCAGCCGCAUCAGUACAAGAAGUUCUUAAUCUGCAGACAGAGCGGGGGCCAAAAAUAGACAUUAGGUUCAGCGACCCUUUGAACAUUGUGUAUCACGACAACGUUCCGGUUUCUUUAAAAACUACCUUCAAAUUUGCACGAUUCAUUGAUACCUCAAAAUUGCUUCACAUUGCCUUAAAGCUUGGUGCACACAUGGAAAUUUGGAUGCCGUAUUAUUCAAAUUUUUAUUUGAGUACGUUCCAUUCUUUGCCGAUGCAUUUUAUUCUUUCAAGUCAUAGAUGCCUCAAAACUUACCUAUUAUUUGAAAUACAAUUUACAAAAUAUUUGUCACAUUUAUAAGUGACAUAUCGCGUUAUGAUUCCGGGUACUUUGUAUAAACAAGCUUAUAUUUCGCAUUCCAUAUCAGAGCAAUGUUUCUUAUAGUAAACAUACUAACUUUUUACGUCCAUAAUUCACACGAUUUUUGUAAAUUUUUUAACCUAAAGUGUAAAUUAUUAUUACUAUUUUUACUAGUGUGUUAUUUUUUUCUUACUUGCCAAUUACCCUAUAUACCUACCUACACAUUCGAGUUCAUAUUCAUAAGGUUGAAAUUGUUGAGGACUUUCAUUCACUUGCAGGUGAUCGAAGUAGAAUCCAAUUAUAUUCAUUGGUUUACCAAUAUUUUGAAAUUUCAUCCAAUUAAUUUCAAAUUAUCAGGUUAUUUAUGACAUAGCUGGCAUGACAUCACCACUGUAUUUUGUGCGGUAUAACUUGAUAUACCGGAUUUGAUUGUACAUUCUUGUCUCACAUUGGAUAUAUCCAUUGUUGAUGCUGUUUUUCAAGUCAGGAUAACACAUGUCAAUAUGUUACCCCAAUUUCAUUUGAUAAUUACAGAUCCAAACACGUAUUCUGGUGUUAAUUAUAAAUGUAACUACGAAACCGAAUUUCACAAAGGUGUAAAAAUUAAGAAUAUUCGGUUAGUGUUAUAUGAAUAUCGUUCACGGAUGUAUAUUUUUCUUAUUGAACGUUGAAAUGAUUUUAAUUUUUUCGUACUAUUGUUGUGUAAAAUAAAUAUACCAAUCGAAA